This is a messenger RNA of Miscanthus lutarioriparius, 972 nucleotides long. NCBI's taxonomy places the organism in Eukaryota, Viridiplantae, Streptophyta, Magnoliopsida, Poales, Poaceae. The record is from the annotation of a GenBank genome assembly.
AUGGAGUACCCGGCGCCGUCGUCCGCCGCACCUGACCCUCCCCUUCACCCUCCUCCUUCCAUGCUCCCGCACCCGCAACCGCCGGAGGAGGAGGGGGACGGCUGGGUGCUCGUGCCGGCCAGCGAGGUCGAGGGGGCCCACGCGCCCAAGGUCAUCCACUGGGACGACCUGCAGCAGGAACUCGCGCGCCUCUGGAGCCUCUCCGCCGCGCUCCAGCCCGCCGGGGAUCGCAAGGCGCACCUCGCUGCGCGCCUCGAGUCCGCGCUACAGGUUCGCCAGGAGUUUCUCGAGCAAGACAAUGAGUUGGCUGAAAUGAGGCAGAGACUGCAAGGGCAUACUGAUCGUCUGGGGGAUCUGAAGCUGCGCACAAAGAAAUUGUCGGAGGAUGUUGUGGAUCACAGGGAACAGCUUUGUGUCAAGAUCAGAACGUUGUCAGUGGCAAGCAAGGCUCUUGACGCUGCCCACGGAAAUGCUGAAUCAGGGUUGCCAAAUGGGUCCCAAAACAGACCUUUGGUCAUAUUGGGUCUACAGUUAUCAAAGCUUUCUGUGAAAAAGACUGGCUACUUUAGUGACAAGACAGGUGCUCAGAAAUCUUCUACUGUUCUGGGAUAUGCUGCUCAUGCAGUCUCCCUCAUUGCAUCGUAUCUCAAUGUUCCUCUUCGAUAUCCUUUGCGCUUUGGAGGUUCACGGUCAUAUGUUCUUGUUCCUGCUCCUUCAGUUGAGCCAUCAUCUAUAACCUCAGUAGCAACUUCUGUCCCUCCUAGCACAAGCAUGAGAACAGUGGAAUUCCCUCUGUUUCUUGACAGCCAGGAGACAACAAGAUCAGCAUAUGCGAUAUUCUUGUUGAACAAGGAUAUCGAGCAACUUCUGAAUUACAUUGGCGCUGAAAGCCUCGGGCCAAGACAUGUCUUAGCAAACCUGAGGCAGCUGACAAGGAUCAUCCAGUCACAAGAAUACACUUCUGUUGAUUAG